This is a messenger RNA of Closterium sp. NIES-65, 5148 nucleotides long. NCBI's taxonomy places the organism in Eukaryota, Viridiplantae, Streptophyta, Zygnematophyceae, Desmidiales, Closteriaceae. The record is from the annotation of a GenBank genome assembly.
AUGCGAGACGGCGGGUCCGCCUCUAGCGGCGACUGCGCCGGCGCUCGCGGCAGCUCUCACGAUGAAGGCAGCGACGCUGCUACAGCCGCGCUGCCUCCGAGCCACAUGUUCUGCCGGCUGGAGUCCGUGGUGCUUCAGAUUGACGUCGAGACGCACGAGCUGCUGGCCACCAUGCAGCUACAGCCUAUCCAGGAGGUACGCCCGGUCGUCGACUCUUCCCCACAUCCAUCUUCACCGUUGAUAAUUCUCAAUUCUCGUGUUCCAAGUUCAAUUCGUCUCCAAUUGCUGUUCUGUUUCGUCAAUUACCGAGUAGUAAUCCCUCCCUCCUUCCGCUUUCCGCCGCUUUCUCCUCUACGAUUUUCGUCCAAUUGCCAGGCGGAGGCGGCGGAGGAGCAGGCGCGCGCAGGCGCGGCGGCGAGCGGAAGCCGCGUGCUGUACGCGCGCACGGAGCAGGACCGCGUGAGCUGCAAGCGGCUGUCAACCAGCGACACGUCCACGCACGGCGGAUUCUCCAUCCCGCGCAAGUCCGCUGAGGCCUGCCUCCCCCACCUGGACAUGACGCAGUCGGUGCCAUCGCAGCGCAUCACGGCCACGGACGUGCUGGGCAACCAGUGGCUCUUCCGCCACGUGUACCGCGGCACGCCCAAGCGCCACCUGCUCACCACCGGGUGGAGCGCGCUCUCCGCCACGUGGGGCCUCGCUGCUGGCGACCGCAUCGUCUUCCUCAGGUGCGCUCAAUUGCACGGCGCGCUCAAGGUGGCAGUGCGGCGCAGCGAGGCGGCCAUGGCGGCCUUGCAGGCGCAGCGCCAGGCGCGCCACGCUCAACGGUGUUCCCUUGACGUUGACCAUGUGGGGGAUUCCGCCGCCAUGGCGCACCUUCCAGCCUCCCCAGGCCUGGCGGAGGUGGCGUCUGCUGAUGCUGUGCUGGCCACUGCUGCUCGCUGCUACAGCCGCCGCACGGCCUUCUCUGUCACCUUCCACCCAUGGGUGAGCGCCUCAACGCCCUUCGUCAUCCCGCUCCCCGACUUCACACGCGGGCUGCACGUGAAGGCGGCGCUACAGCCGGGCAGCGAGGUGCGCCUCACGCUCGAAACCGACGACCUCGCCACGCGCCGCCUACGUGGCACCGUGCUCUCGCUGCACCACUCGCCUUCUGCCACGUGGCCCUCCUCGCCCUGGCGCUCGGUGCAGAUCAAGUGGGGCGACACGGACGGGGCAGUGAAGCCCACGCGCCUCUCCCCCUGGCUGCUUGACGACGCCCGCGCCCUCGCCCAGCCCUGCUCCUCCUUAUAUGCCUCCUCCGGCUCCGCCCCCCUUUCCACCACCUUCGCCUCUGUCCCCACUAUCGCCACCGUUUCUGCCAGUGCUGCUCUGCUGUCACACUCCGCCCAGCGCCCCCCCCCGCUCUCCCUGCCACCACCUCUCUCCAACCCUGCUGCUGCUGCUGCUGCUCCCCCUGCUGCCGCCCCUGCCGCCCCCCUCGCAGCGGGACAGCAGGGAGAUGAGGGCAGCUGGGGCCCCGCCCCUCUGUGCCUCCCCUCCACUGCCCCUCUCUCUCACACCCCCCUCACCUCCUUUUUUCCUAACCACUCCCUCCCUCCGCGGCCCAUGCCUUCCGAACCUGGCCACGCCAAGCCUGAUGCGAUGGUUUGGUCGCAAGCCCACUCUGCCAUGGAGUACAGCCGAUCUCGCGAGUCGCUUACAACAGCCACCCCUGCCACCGCUGCUACAGCCGGUGCCGGCACUGCAUCUCCGGCUGCGCCUCGCCCGGCCUUCCCUCGAGCCCUCACUGCUCCUGGGGGCUUCACAGCCUAUGCCCCUGCCAGCUCCCGGCAGGGCGGGGUGAAGAGGGAGCAGCAGGAGGCGGGAGCAGCGGUGCAUCUGACGCUCUCUCUCGGCCUCUCCGCCUUGACCGCCUCGCCCCCCUCCUACCACUCCUCCCCGAGCCUCAAGCGGCGGCGCACAACAGGCCUCGACAUCCCUGUGCUGCGCCACGCGUGCCACUCGGAGUCGGAUGUCGCCCGUCUGCUGCACGCCCAGCGGCCUGAGAGGACGGACACGCUUGACAGCGACCUUGUCAUGCACCCCGCAUGCCCGUCCGAUGAUGCUCGUGCUCUUGCUGGUGCUGCUGAAGUGAGUGGUGCGGUGGGUGGUCCUCCUGGCUGUCUCUUCACGCUGCCCUCCUCGCCCAGCUCUGCCAGCGGUGGCACACCCAGGAGCAGCAAUGGUGACUUGGAGCGCACUGUAAUGGAGGAGCGGGCGGCAAGUGGCAAGCACGAGGCAGCAGGGGGGGCGGAGAGCAUGGAUGGGCAGACGGCUUCCCCAUCCAAGCAACCCGCGUCGCCCUGCAAGCUGUCUCCCUCGCCAUCCCGGGCGGCCAACAGACGACGGAUUAAGCUGCGGGUGGAGGGAAGCCCAGUGAUGCGCACUGUGGAUCUGAGUGGCAUCGGCAGCUUCCAAUCGCUGUACGCCACGUGUGCAGCCAUGUUGCAGCUGCCUCUGCAGCAGCCAGGGCAGCCCGCAGCGGGUGCCACAUGUCCCUGGCAGCUCACCUACACCGACGCCGACGGCGACACGCUGCUUGUUGGUGACGGGCCAUGGAGCAUUUUUCUGGAGCACGUGCAGAUGCUUUCCGUCAUGAAGGCUCCAAUCUGCAGGAGGUGCAGAGCAUACACAACCCAUUCCCCCGUUCUUCCCCCUGCCCCCCCUUCUUCCCCUCCGCCUGCGCUUCUCCCCCUCCCUCCCCACCGCCAGCUGCAGGAGGUGCAGCGGCGGCACGCGGUGAUAAGGAAGGGAGGCGCCGUGCUGGAUCUGGGAUGCUGCCCGGGGGCAUGGCUGCAGGCACGUGCUGGGGAUGGGGGCAUGGCUGCAGGCACGUGCUGGGGAUGGGGGCAUGGCUGCAGGCACGUGCUGGGGAUGGGGGCAUGGCUGCAGGCACGUGCUGGGGAUGGGGGCAUGGCUGCAGGCACGUGCUGGGGAUGGGGGCAUGGCUGCAGGCACGUGCUGGGGAUGGGGGCAUGGCUGCAGGCACGUGCUGGGGAUGGGGGCAUGGCUGCAGGCACGUGCUGGGGAUGGGGGCAUGGCUGCAGGCACGUGCUGGGGAUGGGGGCAUGGCUGCAGGCACGUGCUGGGGAUGGGGGCAUGGCUGCAGGCACGUGCUGGGGAUGGGUGAUAGGGAAGGGUGGUGGGGGCAUCACCGAUGCAUGCCUGAAUAGCCACAUUAUGUCCGUUCGUUCGUAUCAUGGUGUGUACUGCCAUGGGGGGCAUGUCCGCAUGCUUUAUUUCUGUUGCUGCCGCAUGCGACUCAUGCGGCAUGGCAGCACAGCAAUGGUGGCAUGCCAGGCCCUGGGCCCCAUGAGUCAAGGCGGCUGUGUGGUGGGCGUCGACAUUCAGGUGCAUGCCCUGCUACCUUCCGACAUUCAGGUGCAUGCCCUGCUACCUUCCGACAUUCAGGUGCAUGCCCUGCUACCUUCCGACAUUCAGGUGCAUGCCCUGCUACCUUCCGACAUUCAGGUGCAUGCCCUGCUACCUUCCGACAUUCAGGUGCAUGCCCUGCUACCUUCCGACAUUCAGGUGCAUGCCCUGCUACCUUCCGACAUUCAGGUGCAUGCCCUGCUACCUUCCGACAUUCAGGUGCAUGCCCUGCUACCUUUCGACAUUCAGGUGCAUGCCCUGCUACCUUCCGGCAUUUGCUAUCUCAAAGCUCCUUCUACUAAUCCCCUCUUUCCCAACCCCACCCCACAACCCCCCUCCCACCAUGUCCCCUUCACCCGCCUUUCCCCCUUCCCCCCCCAUUCCCCCCUCAUUCCCCCCCAUGCCUAUCAGCCGACAGCAGUGCCCCAGCGGUGGUGUGACGGGCGAGUGCGGGCGGCACAGUGCCGUUCAUACCUGCCCGACAAUGGCAAGGCGGCACAGUGCCGUUCAUACCUGCCCGACAAUGGCAAGGCGGCACAGUGCCGUUCAUACCUGCCCAACAAUGGCAAGGCGGCACAGUGCCGUUCAUACCUGCCCGACAAUGGCAAGGCGGCACAGUGCCGUUCAUACCUGCCCAACAAUGGCAAGGCGGCACAGUGCCGUUCAUACCUGCCCGACAAUGGCAAGGCGGCACAGUGCCGUUCAUACCUGCCCGACAAUGGCAAGGCGGCACAGUGCCGUUCAUACCUGCCCGACAAUGGCAAGGCGGCACAGUGCCGUUCAUACCUGCCCGACAAUGGCAAGGCGGCACAGUGCCGUUCAUACCUGCCCAACAAUGGCAAGGCGGCACAGUGCCGUUCAUACCUGCCCAACAACGGCAAGGCGGCACAGUGCCGUUCAUACCUGCCCAACAAUGGCAAGGCGGCACAGUGCCGUUCAUACCUGCCAGCUCACCUGUGCUGUCGCUGCUGCCUCCAUGCGCCACUCCACUCCAGUCUCCUGCCAACCCCUUCACUUGCUUCUCCCCGCCCUCCUUUCCCCAUGCCUUCCCUUCCCCAUGCCCUCCCUUCCCCAUGCCCUCCCUUCCCCAUGCCCUCCCUUCCCCAUGCCCUCCCUUCACCUGAAAGCCCCACUCGUCCCCACCACUCCCCUGGGCACGACCCUGCUCUGUGUCUCCCCUGGGCACGACCCUGCUCUGUGUCUCCCCUGGGCACGACCCUGCUCUCCCUGUUCCUUCCCCCCUCCCUACGUCACCAUGCUCCUCUCGUACAUGUGCCCCCAAAUCGCAUGUCCGCCCUUUCUACUGCUUCUCCCCUCUCUCCCUCCCUCCUCUUCCCCCUCCAUCCCCAUUCCAUCCCCAUUCCAUCCCUCCCUGUCCCUCCCCAUCCCUCCCUUCCCUCCCCUUUCCCCCCCUUCCAGCCCCACUCCUCCUCUCCUUCGUCCCGCUUCACCACGCUGCUAUCAGACAUGUGCCCAUCCACCUCUGGCGCCUCCCCCUCUGAUGGGUGUGGGGAAGGAGGGGCAGCAGCGCAGGGGGGAGUGCUGGCAGUGGGGGGACACAUGGUGGUGAAGCUGCUGGAGGGUGACGACACUCCAGCCUACGUGGCAGCGUGCAGGCCUCUCUUCUCAUCAGUGACGCGCCUUCGCCCCAAGGCCACCCGGGCCUCGUCCCGCGAAAUAUAUGUCAUUGCUAAGGGGUUCAGAGGAGUUCCAAAGGGGUUUGAGGGGUUCUGA